This is a messenger RNA of Cynoglossus semilaevis (tongue sole), 4166 nucleotides long. It is a transcript of the gene elp1, whose product is annotated as elongator acetyltransferase complex subunit 1. Gene Ontology annotation, biological process: tRNA wobble base 5-methoxycarbonylmethyl-2-thiouridinylation. The record is from RefSeq and is a predicted model, not a curated record. Gene Ontology annotation, molecular function: protein binding; tRNA binding. Gene Ontology annotation, cellular component: elongator holoenzyme complex; cytosol. Lineage: Eukaryota; Metazoa; Chordata; Actinopteri; Pleuronectiformes; Cynoglossidae. The coding region runs from base 144 to 4088 and encodes 1314 amino acids. The transcript is spliced from 36 exons.
CAGAGGUUAAAGGUUGUCACGGUGACAGCGCCACAUGUAGUGUUGUUGUGUUGUGAUGUGAUGGUUGGCUUUUAAAGAAGUCUCUUUAGAGAGUUUGGUUUUGCAGACCUAAGAUCCAGCCUCUGUGUCUGCCCUGAGGUGAGAUGAGAAACCUGAAGCUGCUAAAAAACCUGCACAGCUCAGAGCUGCAGGCUCCUGGCUCACCACAGUGCUUGUCUGUUCGAACCGACACAGGAUCACUGUUAGUGGCUUCACCGUAUUCCAUCACAGAGUACGACCCAAGAAACGGACAGGUGGUCUGUGAGGCUUCGUUGACGGCAGAUGGUUUCCUCCCAGAAGAUGGCAGUGGCGUGGUGGUCGGACUGCAGGAUCUGGCCGAAUUGGAGUCUGCGUGUGUGGCCACUGCUAGUGGGGAUGUUGUUCUCUUCAACUUCAACACUUUUCAGUUGGAAUGCGUUGGCAGCGUAGACAGUGGCCUGACUUCGAUGAGUUGGAGUCCAGACGAAGAGCUUGUCAUUCUCACCACCGGACUGGAAUCGAUCAUCAUGAUGACUAAAGAUUUUGAGCCCAUAAUUGAGGUUGGAAUUCACCAAGAUGACUUUGGUGAAGGCAAGUUUAUAACUGUGGGUUGGGGAAAGAAGGAGACACAAUUCCAUGGCUCAGAGGGGAAACAAGCAGCACAAAGAAAUAACCUGGAAGUGAAGGCAGCAGCUGGGUGGGACGACCGCAGGCCGCGAGUGACGUGGCGAGGGGAUGGUCAACUUUUUGCUGUCAGUGCCAUUUGUCCUCAGACUGGGGCCCGGAAAGUGAGGGUGUGGAACAGAGAGGGUGUCCUGCAGGCCACUAGUGAGGCCAUCAAUGGGCUGGAGCAGGCACUGUGCUGGAAACCCUCUGGCAGCUUGAUAGCCAGCACUCAACGCCACCCAAAUAAACACAGUGUGGUGUUCAUGGAGAAGAAUGGACUUCUGCAUGGAGACUUCACACUGCCUUUUAGCAAAGACCAGGCCAAGGUGAAGGAACUGCUGUGGAACAAUGACUCUUCGGCUCUCGCUGUUUGGUUGGAGGACAUGACUCCUGGAGAGGAUGGACAAGUGAACACCUACAUCCAACUGUGGACCAUGGGAAACUACCACUGGUAUCUGAAACAGAGCCUGGACUUUGGUAGAGAUCCUCAAAAGGCUCCGAUCUGUGUCUGCUGGGACCCUGAGCGCCCCCUAAAGCUGCACCUAAUAAGACGCAACUGGAUAACCGUCACCUACGAGUGGGGCUGGACAACAGAGCGCAGCCCAGGGCUGGACUCCACUGACAACGCUAAUGUAGCAGUGAUUGAUGGAGACAAAAUCCUGCUGACGACCUUCAGGCAUGGCGUCGUUCCUCCUCCCAUGUGCUCCUUCGAGCUCCAGCUGAAGGUUCCAGUCAACCAGGUGACCUUCCUCUGCAGACCUCAGAGGACCAAUCAGAUGGCAGCCUAUACUGCCAAUGGUCAGAUCUGCAUCUUCAGCCAAGACUCAGUGGGAGAAUCUGAUAAUACAGCUGAUGGUUUCAGGAUUGUCUCUCGUCCCCUGGUCCUCCAGAAGUCCUUUAACAUGACAGCUCCUCAUGAUGACCCUCUGUGUCUGCGGCAGCUGCUGUGGUUGGAUGACGAGCUCUUCUUGGCAGUUGGUUCUGGUCCGCUGCCGUCGUCCUCCACGGUGCAGAUGCUUUGUCCUGCUCAGGAUGACAGUGGCGCACUUGUUGUCAGGGCUGAGGUGGAGGUCGACGGCAUCGUCGUUAGCUUGGUUCAUUCUCCUCAGACUGGCACCGUGGCUCUGCAGCUGGAGGAUGGACAGAUCAGGAAACUGCUCUGGGAUGGUCCUGAUCCAUCAGUACAGGAUUGGAGGGACUCAAAUGGCUGCAUCAUCAACUUCCCUGUCCCCUGCCUCCAGACUGCCCUCUGCAGCAUCAGUGGAGAGGAAUAUCUCCUCGGUCUGACAGAUAGAUCCCACCUGUACGCUGGAGACACAGAGCUGGCCUCUAAUGUUUCUUCUUUCGCCAUUUGCAACAACUUCCUCCUCAUCACUACACACUCCCACACCUGCCGCUGCCUCCAGCUGAGCAAACUCGGCCUGAAAGGGCUACAGACAGCUCUGGCCACAGAUAAAGGUCAAAACGACGAAACUCUGCGUCGGGUGGAGAGAGGAUCCAAGAUCGUCACUGUGGUUCCUCAAGACACCAGAGUGAUUCUACAGAUGCCUCGUGGGAACCUGGAGACAGUUCAUCACAGAGCUCUGGUGUUGGCUCAGCUCAGAGUGUGGUUGGACAACUUGAAGUUCAGACAAGCCUUUGAAUGUAUGAGGAAGCUGAGAAUCAACCUGAACCUCAUUUAUGAUCACAACCCAAAGGUUUUCCUGGACAACACCAAGAUGCUUAUCACACAACUGAACACCAUCAACCACAUCAACCUGUUCCUCACAGAGCUCAAAGAGGAGGAUACCACCAGCAGCAUGUACCCUCGUCCUGAGGGCAGUCCAAUUGGGCUGCAGCUCGUCUCUGGACAGAAGAAGGUGGAUGUGGUCUGUGAUGCCUUAAGAAGUAUGAUGGAGUCAAUGGAUCCAAACAAGUUCUGCCUGUCCAUAUUGACGAGUCAUGUCAAAAAGACCGUCCCUGAGCUGGAGAUCGCUCUGCAGAAAGUGCAUGAGCUUCGAGAGAAUCCUCCUCAAGUUCCAGGCGCCGUUACUGCCGAAGAGGCCUUAAAGUACCUCCUCUUUCUCGUCAACGUCAACGACUUGUAUGAACACUCUUUGGGAACAUACGACUUUGACCUGGUGCUCAUGGUGGCGGAGAAAUCACAGAAGGAUCCAAAGGAGUACCUCCCCUUCUUAAACAUGCUAAAGAGCCUGGAGCCAAACUACCAACGCUACACCAUCGACAAACACCUUAAACGCUACAGGAAAGCUCUGCUGCACCUCAGUCAGUGUGGACCGGAGCACUUCCCUGAAGCUCUGCAGCUGGUCAAGGAACAAAAACUCUACAGUGAAGCUUUGAAACUCUAUGUGGCAGAUGCUGCUCAGUACAAGGCUUUGAGCUGUGCCUAUGGUGAGCACUUAGUGGAGCAGCAGCAGGCGGAGCAAGCUGGCCUGUUGCUAUGGCGAUGCGGAGAGACAGCCAGAGCCCUGCAGGCGUUUGCCAGUAGCUCCAGCUGGAGAAAUGCUAUCUGUGUGGCACAGCAGAUCCCACUGCCAUCUGACCAACUGGCUCUGCUGGCCAGAGACCUGGCAGAAAAGCUGACUGAACAGAGACGGUACUCAGAAGCUGCUUUGUUACUGGACCAGUACGCUAAAGACUGUGAAGAAGCCAUUUUGGCUCUGAUCACUGGUGCAGUCUGGGAGGAGGCACUUCGAUUGAUUUAUAUGCACAACAGACAGGACAUCACAGAAACCAACCUGAAACCAGCUUUGUUAGAAGCUGCCAGCACCCAGAGCUUCUUCCUGGAGACUCAGGCAGCAACGUUCACCCGACACAGGACCCGACUGGCUGUGGUCAGAGAGCAAAAGGAGAAGGCCAGGCUGGACAUGCUGGAUGAGGAUGGUCCAGAUUUACCUGAUGCUGAGCUGUACUCUGAGGCCAGCAGUGUGAUGACCGGCUCAAAAUACUCUCACAGCAACUCGCGCAUCUCUUCGAGGUCGUCGAAGAACCGUCGGAAGGCCGAGCGGAAGAAGCUCAGUCUGAAGGAAGGAAAUCCAUUGGAGGACAAAGCUCUGAUGCACGCCCUGGGUGAGAUCAUCACCACUGUGGACAAGAUGAGAGAGGAAGUGCACAGCCUGCUGAAAGCUCUAGUUCUGUUCCAGUUUGACAAACAGGCAGAAAAGCUGCAGCUGAGCUAUGACCAGGCUCUGCAGAUGAUGGAGGCAGCAGUGCCUGAGGUGUGGCCUGAUAAUCUCUGUAACAACCAAGCUACACUGACCGGGCCAAACUCGACUGCAAACAGCAUUAUGGCUUCUUUCCAGCAGCAGCAACAACAGAGACCUGUAGCUUCACAACCAGAUGUCGAGUUUCCAAUGGCACCAAAGAUGAGAAACGGUGUCAAAUGGAAGCUAACCCUUUUUUAGUAGUUUAAUUUUUACAUUUUUUUUUCAAGUGUAAAAUCCAACGUUAAUCCUGUAAUAAACAAAUAUUCACUUAUUAUA